AUUUCAUUCAAAAUGACUGAGGGUCGACCAUCUUAUAUCUUAGGUCAAUCAGAGUUUUAUUUUGAAAUUCACAACCGGAACUUGUAUUAUUUACGCUGCUUACUUUGAUCGGGGCACUUUUUUGACAGCUAGCAUGUUAGCAGCGGUAUGUUAGCCAGCCGAAACUCUUCAGCUAACAUGUCCGUAAAAUAGUCCGCACGAAGUCAAGAGUACCGAGAGUUUUUGUUGGUUUAGUUCGUGAACUUUUCUCUGUCCGAAGAUGUUUUCAUCUGCCUGGAAUUUUGUUAAACGCCACAAAAGGAAAUUUAUUUUCGCCGGAGCUGUAGUUGGAGGCGUGUACUUCCUGGGUAAAUAUGCCCAGAAGAAGAUCAGGGAGCUCCAGGAGAAGGAGGCGACGGAGUACAUUGCUCAGGCAAGAAGGCAGUUCCACUUUGAAAGCAACCAGAGGACGUGCAACAUGACAGUGCUGUCCAUGCUCCCUCCACUGAAAGAAGCCAUCGUCAAUCAACUGAACUCAGAGAGUCUCACUGCACUACUCAAGACCAAACCGGCCAAUAAACUGGAGAUCUGGGAAGAUUUAAAGAUCAUCAGUUUCACUCGCACCAUCGUCGCCGUGUACAGCACCUGCAUGCUGGUGGUUCUGCUGAGAGUCCAGCUGAACAUCAUCGGAGGAUAUCUGUACCUGGACAACUCUGUAGGAAAGAACGGAACGACUGCUCUCGCUCCCCCGGACGUCCAGCAGCAGUACCUGUCCAGUAUCCAGCAUCUACUAGGAGAUGGUUUGGCAGAGCUGAUGACGCUGGUGAAGAAAGCCGUGCAGAACUCACUGGGAGGCCUGUCUCUGAAGCAGAGUCUGUCCCUGCUGGAGCUGGAGCAGCAGCUGAGCUGGAUCAGGGCGGAGGUGGAGGCCGGCUCGCAGCGCUCGCUCUCCUGGUUCAUGCUCGCCGACGACGAGAACGCGCUCGCCGACCAGGCGUGUGGGCUGACGGAGAACGACCGCAUGACCAUCAGACUGCUGAACGAGACCAGAGACAUGUUGGACAGUCCAGACUUCACCACUGUCCUGAACGCCUGUCUGAACCGCGGUUUCUCCCGUCUCCUUGACAACCUGGCCGAGUUCUUCCGCCCGCCUCCCGGAGACUCCGCCCCCAGCUGUGCACCUGACAGUCUGUCUGCGGUCAGUCUGCCGCUGGCGAAGAUCAUCCCCAUCAUCAACGGUCAGAUCAACACCAUCUGCAGUGAAACUCCGAGUCACUUUGUUCAGGAUCUGCUGCUCAACGACCAGGUGAAGGAGUUUGCAGCCAACGUCUACGAGACCUUCAGCGCGCCGCAGGAGCUGCAGAAAUAACCGAGAAGAAGAAGAAGAAAGGAAGAAGAAGAGCGGGGUGAGAAACAAACAAUAAAAGCCUUGGACGCUUCACCCCUCCCUCCUCUCUGUGAGACUGUUCGCUCUGCGCCGGUGGAAAACGUCCACAACAAAAACAUUCCCAGGAGCGCCUGUGUCCCGUCUGCGAGCGGCGGCCAUGAUGGAUUACGGAGGCGGUGGAGGAGGGAGAGACACCUGCACCAGGUUCACAGUCACAGCAGAGUCUGCCACGAUGAACCCUGGAGACCACCGCAUCAGGGGGACUGGAGUCCUGUAAUGUCGUUUUAAAUUCACCCCGAGAGGCGGGAAAAUGCUGAAACUGUCAAAGUGCGGUGACGGAUCAGAGGCCGAUGACAACAUGAGUUUAAUUAGUUCCAGGUUUUAGGACUUUCUUCUUUUCUAUCAGCAGUGGUGAGUGUUUUCAUGUCUGUUCUCUGUGUGGCUCCACAUCAGAAGGUUUGCACUGUGUUAAUUUCUUUUCUUAUCAUGUAAUCCAGGGGGGGGGGGGGGCUGAUGGUCAGUGUUUUACAUCUUUCUUUUUUUUUGUCAUGGUGGAAAAACAUCUGCAGCAGCUUGUGAGAUAUUUGAGGAUGUUACAACUUCUAAAAACAGAUAAUCACAGGAGGACGACUCCCACAGCUCCAAGUCUUAUUCCUAAUGAAACAUCAAACUCGUAUCAGUCCAACUAGUUGAUGACUUGUUGCUCUUUCUGCCUCUAAACACAACGACGCAGCAGCAGAACAAACUUCCUCUCAUCUCAAAUCAUCCAAAAAUAAAACGAGGAGCAGAUUUAAAAACGUUCCUUCAGUGUUUAAACUGAUGUUUUACUCGCGUUAAAAUCCUGUUUCUCUGGUGUUUGUCCAGCAGAGGGCGUUCUUCUUCUGCUGUUGUAGGAAUGUCCUCACCCUCCUCCUCACCCUCCUCCUCACUCUCCUCCUCACCCUCCUCCUCACCCUCCUCCUCACCCUCCUCCUCACCCUCCUCCUCACUCUCCUCCUCACCCUCCUCCUCACCCUCCUCCUCACCCUCCUCCUCACUCUCCUCCUCACCCUCCUCCUCACCCUCCUCCUCACCCUC
Molecule: messenger RNA, 2443 nt
Organism: Seriola aureovittata
Lineage: Eukaryota; Metazoa; Chordata; Actinopteri; Carangiformes; Carangidae
Gene: pex3
Product: peroxisomal biogenesis factor 3
Exons: 12
Coding region: 260-1348 (362 amino acids)
Biological process (GO): protein import into peroxisome membrane
Cellular component (GO): peroxisomal membrane
Molecular function (GO): protein-macromolecule adaptor activity
Source: RefSeq, a predicted model, not a curated record